AUUGAAAGAGAUGCCGCCUGAUUUGAUAUCAUCAUUAUCAACUAAACACACUAUAAAACGCUAUAAUAUCACAGUCUUCUGUCUUCACAUAACACGAAACAAAGUAAAAAGAAGAAUAUUAGAAGAAGAAGAAUGGAGAUCUCAACUUUGAAACCAAUAAUCAAAGUAGCAGCAUUGUGUGGCUCUCUUCGUAAAGCCUCUUUUAACUAUGGACUCAUUCAUUCUGCGAUUCAGCUGAGCAAGGAGCCUAUAUUCAAAGGGUUAUUAGAUAUAGAGUACAUAGACAUCUCACCAUUGCCCAUGCUCAACACUGAUCUCGAGGUCAAUGGAACUUUUCCACCGGCCGUCGAAGCUUUCCGCCGGAAAAUUCUUGAAGCUGAUAGCUUUCUCUUUGCCUCGCCGGAGUACAAUUUCUCCGUCACCGCACCUUUGAAGAAUGCAAUGGAUUGGGCAUCUAGGCCACCAAAUGUUUGGGGUGACAAAGCUGCAGCCAUUGUGAGCGCCGGAGGCCAGUGGGGGGGCGGCCGAUCACAGUACCAUCUUCGCCAGAUUGGAGUUUUCCUUGAUAUUCACUUCAUCAACAAGCCUGAGUUUUACUUGGAUGCAUUUCAAUCUCCUGAGCCAUUUGAUAGUGAUGGAAAAUUGAUUGAUGAACCAUCCAUCGAGAGGUUAAAGAAAGUUCUUUUGUCUCUUCAAGCAUUUACUUUGCGUCUCAAAGCUAAAUGAAUAUAAGGCACAAAUAUUUUAUGUGAAAUUUCUGUAUUUUGUACUUACUAUUUGGGAUUCACAACUUUUCUCUUAUGUACUAUUUUGAGAUAUUCUAAUAAAUGUUAUGUUUGGUGGAAA
Humulus lupulus (European hop) is the source of this 846-nucleotide messenger RNA. Its product is annotated as NADPH:quinone oxidoreductase. Gene Ontology annotation, cellular component: cytosol. The transcript is spliced from 3 exons. Bases 133 to 726 code for a protein of 197 amino acids. Gene Ontology annotation, molecular function: FMN binding; oxidoreductase activity. The record is from RefSeq and is a predicted model, not a curated record. NCBI's taxonomy places the organism in Eukaryota, Viridiplantae, Streptophyta, Magnoliopsida, Rosales, Cannabaceae.